Molecule: messenger RNA, 444 nt
Organism: Seminavis robusta
Lineage: Eukaryota; Bacillariophyta; Bacillariophyceae; Naviculales; Naviculaceae
Source: the annotation of a GenBank genome assembly
AUGACGACGAGACUAUCGCUACUAUUGCUAACAAUCCACGCCGUGUCGGUGGCAGGAUGGGGACAACGAUUUGAAAUGGCGUCCAUUGGAGGAGGCAUCUUUGGGGUAUCAUCCACUGCGUUGAAGGCUUCGGCCGAACGAGAACACGACCCGCAAGAGAUCGGAGCGUUUCGUCAGCGUCUGGAACAGUCGUUUGGAGUCUUUGAUGGGGAUAGCGUCGAUGCCAUGAGUUCCUUUGUUUUUCGAAGAGACAUAGAAGAGCAACGGCUCCUGGACAUGGAGGGCGAAUGCGAGGGCGACGAGUGCGAUUCCGCAGAAGAGUGUCAAAUUCCCGACGCCUUCAAAGUGUUACCGGAUGAAUCUGCCGUAGAUGUCAUGGCAUUCCUGGGCAUUAAAAGGGCAGAGCCAUUGCGACCAAAAACCAACGCUGGAGAUUGGCAGUGA